CUGUCCUCCCCACUGGCUCUACAGCCACUUCUGUAUUUUGGACUUUCAGUGUCAGUCACAUUGUUUGAACUAGAUAGAGGAGGAGAGACUGGCCAGAGACCCCUGACACAACAGCACAAAGCCGAUCACUUUAACAAAAUGAGUAACAGUCCUCUUCUUGUGAAUGUGGAAAACUGGAUUGCAGAGAACCAGAAUGCUUUUCUGCCGCCAGUGUGCAACAAGCUCAUGCACUUUCUUCAGCUGAAUAUCAUGUUUGUCGGAGGUCCAAACAGCAGGAAGGAUUAUCACAUAGAAGAAGGGGAGGAGUUGUUCUACCAGCUGAAGGGAGACAUGUGUCUGAAAGUGAUUGAAAACGGCAAACACAAGGAUGUGCACAUCAGAGAGGGAGAGAUGUUCCUGCUGCCGGCUCGGAUACCCCACUCCCCACAGAGACAGGCCAACACUGUGGGGCUGGUGGUGGAGAGGAGACGACUGCUGAAUGAGACUGACUGCCUGAGGUACCAUGUGGACAACACCACUGACAUCCUGUUUGAGAAAUGGUUUCACUGUCAGAAUCUUGGAACCCAACUGGUGCCAAUAAUUAAAGAAUUCUUUUCAACAAAGCAGUGCAAAACAGGAAAACCUGAUCCGGAUGAAGUCUUCAGGACGCCUCCCUUCCAGAUGAACACCAUGAGCGUGAUGUCGCCUUUCUGCUUCAAAGACUGGCUGGACAAGCAGAGGCCGUCGCUGGCCAGUGGCAGGCCCGUCGACAUGUUCGGAGCUCAGUUUGAGACAGAGGUGAUGGUGUUUGGACCUGGUCUGACAGAGACAACAGUACCACAGAGUGACGUGUGGAUUUGGCAGAUGGAAGGAUCCUCUAAAGUGACCAUGAAUGACCAGGAGUCAACUCUUUCCGCAGGAGACAGUUUCAUUAUUCCUGAACAGAGCCAGUACCAGUGGCAGAGAGAGAACGGGACUGUUGCCCUGUUUGUGGUUCAAAACCCUGAGCGGAAGAGACCAUGACCUGCCAAUUCACAAAACACCCAUUACACAUGAGACUUCACAUGAGGAGAGCAAAACCCUCAUUCAUUAUAAAUACAUGUGAUUGGAAAUGGACAACUAGAUCUUUCAGUGUAAGUGCAGUAAUGAAAAGUAGAUUGUGUAACUUCAUGUUCAACCAUGUAAAUUGUCAUGUAAAUUAUUGAAUCUAACUGUCCUCUACAAUAAAAUGUGACAGACCCUUCUGUCCUGACAUAGCUUUGCUCAAAGUUCAGUUGGAUUGACCUGAAAAACAUCAUUUUAUAAAUUCUACUUAAUGUUUGCGUCUGCCUGAUAUCAGGCAAUGCUAGUUAGUUUGAAGCUAAACGUCCUUGUGAUAAUUUGAUGUUCUGCCAGUGUCUAUACACUCAGGAGAGAGGGGGGCAUUUUGCCCAUCCUCUGAGCAAUGUCUGAGCACUGGACACGUCCUGCCUGCAUGAUAUUGAAGGAUGACGUGCGUAAAAGCUGGCACAUCCCACCCGCCAUUUGUCAGAUCCUUGAUAACUGCAGUGGUGCUGAGGAUUCUGCCCCGCUUGGCCAAGUGUUUGCUUAGUAACUCUGUUUGUGUUCAAAUCUAUUCUCUGUAAAUUGUUUUUCUACCAUUAAUUAAAUACUUUGAUAUCGUUUAA
This is a messenger RNA of Limanda limanda (common dab), 1646 nucleotides long. Its product is annotated as 3-hydroxyanthranilate 3,4-dioxygenase-like. Bases 139 to 1002 code for a protein of 287 amino acids. Lineage: Eukaryota; Metazoa; Chordata; Actinopteri; Pleuronectiformes; Pleuronectidae. The record is from RefSeq and is a predicted model, not a curated record. Gene Ontology annotation, molecular function: 3-hydroxyanthranilate 3,4-dioxygenase activity; iron ion binding. Gene Ontology annotation, cellular component: cytoplasm. Gene Ontology annotation, biological process: quinolinate metabolic process; 'de novo' NAD+ biosynthetic process from L-tryptophan. The transcript has 10 exons.